UAUCGAAACACCAGUAGCCACAGUCUUAGCAGGUUACUUCUGCUUCGGGAUUUUUUCCCCUUGAGAUGACUGGAGUUUUUGUAAAUAAUUUACUACAGAACUAAAUACAUUACAUAUGCAAUCUACUGGACUUUUAAUUAAUGUGGCGUCCUCAUUUCCUUGGAAUCCCCACCUCCCUUUGCUGUUUGUUUCACUUUCAGCCUUUAAAGCAGCUCGGAGGCAAUACUGAACGAGUUGUGUGUGUGACAGGAGAAGAUGAUGUUGAUGCUGAUACUUACUGCGUUUCUGUUUAAAGCCUCCAGGUCGCAGAUCAGUGGUCAUGGAAAUAAAACAGCUGUCUAUGGCGGAGAUGCGCACUAUGCAUGCUCAGUAUCAAACCCCACAGGUGUGCUCCAGGUCACAUGGCAGAGGCUUUUCAAGGAAGAGUUUGUUGAGAAUUUGGCAACCUACAGCCAGCGGUUCGGACAGCAAGUAAAUGAUCCUCACAAAGAGAAGGUGGUCUUCACGGAGGCGUCUCUCGGCUCCUCGUCCAUCACUCUGAGGAACGUGACAUGGGGGGACGACGGCUGCUAUAUUUGUUCUUUCAACGUGUUCCCCGAAGGCUCCCAGCGAAAGCAGACUUGCCUCACGGUGCGAGGGAUUUCCGAGGUGAAGAUGGAAGUUCAACAUGAGGACGGGAAGGUCGUGUUCAGGUGCUCUGCGACAGGCAAACCAGCUCCAACCAUCCACUGGGCCUUCUCGCCGGGGGUCGCGACCUCGGACCAACCGCAGAGUUCGACGGUAACCAACGGCGACGGCACGUUCACCGGCAGCAGCAACGUCACCGUGCGAGCACCUGCAGGCUGGACGGGCCACGCGGACUGCCUGCUGAACACUGGAGCGGCGGGGCAGAGACGGGAGAGGAUUCCCUUUUCUCUGCCUGACGGGAAGGAGGAAGAGGAGGGGGAAGGACUGUCCUCGACAGGGAUUGUCCUUGUAAUCGUCGUCGUGUUCCUCAUCUCAACGGCCCUCGUUGCUGCUGCAAUCAGACGACAAAGGUUAAGGGGUUUCAGACGAAAUGAAGAUGUUUGACGAGCCUGUGGACGUUCAAGCAUUAUAAAAAUCUGCAUUUAUUGCAUCUAGUUAAGUUAAAAGCUGCUCCACGGGUGGUUUUAAAAUCCAUCUCUUCUUUUGAAUGUCAAUACUCAGCAAAGCGCAAUUUAGAAUGUAAAGUUGUAUAGUCGACCUAAAGAGAGCAAGUAUGGGAUUUACAUAUCUCACUUUCACAGUCACUCACUGCAACAUUGUGCAAUAGUAAUAGUUUCUUAAAACUAUUUAACAGGCAGAUUUCAAGCAUAGCAAGCUGAUGAGUUUUGGUGAAAACAAGGAAAUGUGCGGUGGAGCAACAGCGCCAUCUAGUGUAGUGCCCAAAUUCACAAGCCCAAAUUCACAGCAAAUUAUACAUUUAAUCUGAUUUAAUGAUCUUUAAAAUUGACAUGUGAAUGUGAUUGUUCUAUUGCAAGAUUGGCACAUAUACAUAGUUAUAUGUAUACUGUUAGAUUAUUUAUAAUAUAGUAAACAAUAGACAUAAUAUAUCAAGCAUUGUGUUGCACUUUAAUGUUUGUUUGUGCACUAAGGAUUUAUUUAUUUAUUGUUACAUUGUGACUGUAAAGUUGUAAUUGUCACUUACUGUAUGUAGUAGUAUUGUUAUUCAAGGUGUUUCAAAAGAUCUUAUAUUUUACUAAUUUAUUAAUUUAUUCUCUGGCACAUGAACAUAUAUUUUUGUUAGUAAAGCGAUUGUUUUAUUUUUUUCACUGGAUUAUAUCUAUAAGAAAGGCUGCUCACUUUAUGUAAAACCAUCGAAACAACAGCAUCAGACCAGAUUAAUUGUCAUUCAUUUAUAUGACAGUGGGGGGUUGUUCCUUAAUUAUCUGGAAGUACAUCAUGAGACACAGAACCACAGUUCAAACCCAAGAAGACACACUUCCCUAUAAAGCACAUGUGCAAACAUGCAAGUACAGACACCUCUUAGCUUCUUCCUCACUGUCACUAAACAUAAAGAAGAAGGACCUUAGAGAUAGCAGAGCAAUAUCAUUAUUAUUAGCAUGCAUGUAUGCUGCUGCACUAACAAAGCUUUAACACAACAUGUCCAAAUACCCAAAGGUCAAUACUUUUUCUGAAUAUUAUUUGUUAAACUUAUACCACAAAUGGCUUUGAUUUAUGGCUCAAUGCACUAAUAAAUGUAUGUGUGUGUGGUGAUUAGCAUUAAUAAAAUGAAUACUCUU
Molecule: messenger RNA, 2264 nt
Organism: Cyclopterus lumpus (lumpfish)
Lineage: Eukaryota; Metazoa; Chordata; Actinopteri; Perciformes; Cyclopteridae
Product: OX-2 membrane glycoprotein-like
Exons: 6
Coding region: 256-1071 (271 amino acids)
Molecular function (GO): cell-cell adhesion mediator activity
Source: RefSeq, a predicted model, not a curated record